UGAGCGCGAGACUGAGUUCUUUUUUUCAAGUCAAAUUUGAGGCAGAAAACAUGAACUAGUAGACAAUGUCAUUCUAAAAAGCAUAGAUUUUGGGUGUUUUAUAUCCGCAUACAAGAUGUGUUUUAAGAACUAAACAAUUCAAUGGAUAUCCAUUCUCGUAAAAUUAAUCCCAACAAUGUCCUUCCUUUUAAAUAUCGUUUUUAUGAGCAAUUUCCGUAAUAGUUUAUAUGGGCUGUACGACUGAUCCCGUUGACACAAGCUGUGAAAAUGUUUCUCUAUGUAAUGUGGUUUGGAGUUUUAUUUAGAUUUACCUCAGGAUUUGAAAUAAAACUACAGGACGAUCAGGAGUGGUCCCAGGCCAACCACACCUGUACAGUGGAGCUGGCCGGGGGUCUGCUAUCUACCGUCGAUGCUAUCAUGGACCCCUCCUUGAAGAACAUCACAACGCCAAAGGAUCAAUAUUACUGGUCCAAUAAAACGACUACAUUUACAGAUUUUAUCCAGUAUGAAGGUUGUUUUAACUCAUCCCUCCUAGAACCAAUGAAAAUGGUGUUGCCGUCGCUGCACCCAGUGGCAGCCUGUUUUGAUUACUGUGACAAUACGUCCCGGAUUGGCCUGACGAUAUCAAACAUGAUGGAGGUUUACUGUCUGUGUCUGGAGGAGGGCGCGAUCGCCCAUACACGUGACAACAUCAGCAGCUGUAACGUCCCUUGUCCAAAUGACAUAAUGAUGAACACGUGUGGCAGUAAGGACUCCAUGUCAGUGUAUUACAGGGAUCGAUUUGAUGCACCGAAUCCGAAGGAUAUGGUACAAUGUGUUGCCAUUAAGACCAGUGGGGAGAGUACCUCACUCCUGUAUGAUGACUGUAGAAGCACAAACGAUGGGUACAUCUGUGAUAUAUGUGACGAUGACCAGUGUUCUAAAGAGGUUUACUCGGAAGGUGUGAAACUGACAUGGGAUGAGGCUCAACAGGCUUGUCAGAAAAGAGGAGGGUACCUGGGCAAUUUCGGUUCAGCAAAAAAUAAAACCGUUUGGACUGGUUAUAAGAGAUGGUUUUUAGACGAUAGCUAUGCCAUCUUCCCGACGUUAUGUUUGGCAUGUAGGUUUAAAGUGGGCGUGGCAGAUUGUAUAUAUACCAAUUGUACCAGAGAACUACCCUCACUGUGUGUGACCGAUUCUGAGAAUAUACCAGUCCGCAGUUGGUUCGAUGCUGAACAAAAUUGUGAACUCUCCAAUUCUCGACUUCUAAAUGGCAGUGAGCUAUACGAACGCAAAUUGGAGGAAGACAUUUACAUAUCCCACUAUUACUGGACAUACGGUUUUGCGGAAUUCACUUCUUGUGUCAGGUCCAUAGGUUGUUAUGACAUUUCCAACAGUUCUGGUAUGUCAUCAGCAUACGGCGCUCAAAGAUCUAUCCUUGGAUGUUUGGAGUUCUGUAAAGGCUCAAAGUAUUUUGGAGUCACUAAAGAAAAUGUGACCCAAGACAAAUGCAUCUGUAUAGAAAAUAUUACCGAUUUAACGUUAUCAAACGCCAGUGAGUGUAUGACGUCAUGCGCAGACGACAGCAAUGACACGUGUGGAGCAGAAGGCAGAAUGAUUUUGCAUGAAAUUGAUAUGAACAAUAUAGCCGUAAGCAGUUUUGAAACGGGAAUGGAGUGUGUUUAUCUUCAUAAACAAUUGGAUUUCAUGCUCAUGAAUUCUGCAGACUGCCUCCAUAAAGCUAGCGGAUAUAUCUGUGAAAUUUGCGACAAUGAUAGGGAAAACUGCACACAGAUUGCUUACCAAGGGAUGUACAACUGGUACGAGGCUUCAAUGGAGUGUCGGGAUAAGGGCGGGAAUCUGGGAGACAGCUCAUUCAAUAAUUUUAGCUCUCUGUCAGACGGUGCCUAUUGGUAUGGAUGGAGACGAUGGUUAUUAAAACAAAACCCCACAGGAGUGGCUCCUCGGCCGGAUAAAGAUGCUUGUGAGAGCUGUAGAAUCAGCAAUGGUCAGUUACACUGUACCUACAUGCUCUGUUCAGAAAUGCUGCAAGGAAUUUGUACAGAGGGCACUGCCCAGACGACGAUUGCUGGAACAACAACAACAAGGACUCUAGAGGACCUGUCAAGCGUGACAUACAACACUGGGUCCGACAUAAGGACCACGAUCAAAGUUUCAACAGAGGAACCACAACCAGAGCCCGGCAAUACCAAGCCCCAGCUAGAGCAGGACGACAUGACCGCCAAUAUCAUCGCUGUCGUCAUCGCGGUGGCGAUCAUUGGCGCCGUGGUGGCCAUGUUGGUGGUAACCAAGCUGCGAAAAAGUGAGAAAGUUACAUCCGAUGUAACGGACUUGAUAGACACUAAGAACGGACCAAUCAAAUUCAGCACACUCAGGGACAGCACCAGUCGCCCGCCAUCUUUUAAUCACUCUCCGUUAGAGAGACAGAGAAGUUUCUCCAACCCCAGCUUUAUGGACCACGACAUUGACAUCUUGGCGCAGAAUCUGGAACAAGAGCCUCAACAGGAUACCGAGCAGCUACAAAAAGAGAAUUAGAAAUAUGAACUAUUGUAAUUUGUAUGAGUGCCACGGUGUAUUGUCAUCCCAAAUAGUUCACUAUAACUUUUAACACGAACAUACUUCAAAUACUAAUGUAUUGAUAAAUCGGUGCGAGUUUCUUUAAAAGAAUGUCUAAGGUCAUUCCCAACUAAAAACAUCCUCUUUUACUAAUAACACAUACAUGUACAUUUGUACAAGUACUUGUAUACUCCUACUUACACCCCCACAUACACUUAACUUUAAAUUUUGUAUAAUUAUUUACAUACAUGUGUGUUAAUCUAAUGUUUUCAUAGCACAUUUUCAUGAUUCAAAUAUUACUGGUGAAAAGAAAUCCACCGAUCACAUCGACACAUUGUAUAAUCUUCUGAAGUGCCAAGUUUUAUUUAUCACUACGAUGCUUUUUUAUGAUUUUUUAUAGAGAGAUAUAUAUUUAUUUUCUAUACAUGUUCAUUGUGAACAAAAUAUUUCAUUUUGUUUUCUCUUUGAUCAAUCCAUGCAUUUAUAUCUUCUGAGUAUUUUCUCGCAUUUUUGUUUAAAAAACCGACUGUGUUCAUACAAUCUAAUAUUUGAAUUUCUUGAGUUAUAAAUCUGUCUUCCGUUAUCAUUGUGACACCGUUCAAUUAAUUAACCAUUAUGAUAAACAUUGGUUGUAUUGUAAAAUGAAGUUGUCUUUAAUUUGUAGUUUUAUGUUUGACUGUGCGUCAACAAGUUAAGAAAUUUUGUCCAUAUUU
Magallana angulata is the source of this 3269-nucleotide messenger RNA. RefSeq lists its product as uncharacterized. The record is from RefSeq and is a predicted model, not a curated record. The coding region runs from base 268 to 2535 and encodes 755 amino acids. The transcript is spliced from 16 exons. Lineage: Eukaryota; Metazoa; Mollusca; Bivalvia; Ostreida; Ostreidae.